GAAUGUUUACUGAAGAGGGGCUGAGCAAAAAGCCAAAAAAAAGUGUUGAACGUAAACAAAAGGCUGAAAUGCUUGCGUCCGAAGCCAUCAGCUGAAAAGUCAACAAUCCGAAAACGAUACUCGAGUGAAGAGUGAACCGCAAAUGUAAACACACUGAAAUAUGUGGAAACCUGGCCAUCAGAAUGCAUCAACCGAACCAUAUUCAAAAUAGGAUAGUGUUGAUUUUAUGGCUGAUGGUAGCACGGGAAGCCCUUGGCCAGCGUUCUUGGGAAAACAGCACCACACCUGCCCAUCCAACAACGAUAUCUCUGGGCCAGAGUGGGGAUGUGGACGCAGCGACUGCGCAGAUGGAGGUGCAUCGGUAUGUUACCAGUUUGCCAGGCACAAAAGCCCUGGAGCCUGUCACCAGGAUGCGCCUAAAUCCUACGCCUGAAGGAGAAAUCACAGAGCUAAGCACAAAUGUAACGCUCUAUAUGGAGAAAAUCCCACGACUACAGGUGCGAUGGCAGGACAAUCUGCCGGACGGCACUUCCUACAACGUCCUCGUCAGUGCAGUCAACAAUAGCCGUUGUCCCGAUGCUCCGUGCAGUGAAUACGGAAUCAAGCAGAGGAAGACCGGUUCCGAGUCCCACUUUGUAUACCUGCCAGUAAAUCCCAACAUGAACGUGGAGUCCGUGGAUUGCAACUACAUGUUUGGGUGCCAGUACCAGGUCAUUGUGGAGACAUCCAACGCGAUGGUCAGGCGAUCGGCCCGCGUCUACAUUCCUCAGUGUCUGGAGGGCAAGUGCUCCUGCAAAUUGGCGCCCACGCCGCCAAAGGUCCUGGCCGUGGGCAAGAUGCUCAGUAACGAGACCAUCAGCAUUAAUAUCUCGAUCCUGGCCAGCGAACUGUUGCGCAAGGAGCAGGACUCGCGUCUGCACGAAACAUUAAGGACCUACAAAAUGCAAUUGAAAAUCAACGAGGAGACAAACCCCUCGCUUCCCUGGGGCGGUGUACUGAAGCACCUGAUGACCCGCUCCUACAAUCUCAGCGAACUGAACUUCAGGCCAACGUCCAAGGGCUUCGAGGGCAUCAUGCGGCUGGGUCUGGGAACGCAGCUCAAGGAGAAGGCCUCCCUCAGUCUGCAGGCCGUCAUCAUCGAUCCUUCGGGAUGCGAGGGGCCACGCAGCGUAACCAAGGUGCCAGUGCCCGCCAAUCCCGUUCUGCUGAAUGAAGGUGACAGUGUGAGCAACUCCAUCGUUGUGAUGAGCGGCAUGCUAAUUGCCAUUAUCCUGGCUGGACUGAUGAUGUUGCUACUGCGACGACGACGGGCCAGGACAACUGCUAAGCUUCGAAAGCAGGAGCAGAUCUACAUCCAGACCUUUGCCGCCUCCGCCAUUGAGAUGGAGGACAAUGUAAAUUAUGUGGACAAGUAUGUCGAGAAGUCGCAAGUCCUGGGACUGGCAGACAUAUUCGAGGUUCCGCACUCGGCCAUCCAAAUUGGCCGAAUGUUGGGCGAAGGAGCCUUUGGUGAAGUGCACGAGGCCACUGCGAUUAACUUGCGCCGCAUGAGGGGCACCACCAUUGUGGCAGUUAAGCAGCUGAAACCCAAUCCAAAGGCGGAUGAGGUGGCCGAGUUUCUGGCCGAGAUCGAGAUGCUCAAGGGAGUGGGCACGCAUCACAAUGUCGUCUGUUUCCUGGGAUGCUGCACCAUCAAACCGCCCUACCUGUUGAUCACGGAAUUUGUAGGGAAGGGAAAUUUGCUGAGCUAUUUGCGAGCGGUGCGCCAGGAGGCGAGCAAAUUAAAGAGCCGGAAUGCCAACUACACCACCUGCAAGCCCAUUUCAUCCAGGUCCAAUGGCACUUCAUUACCCAAGUCGCCAAGCGUAAACUACAUCGAAUUAAAGGCGUCCAGCCAGACAAUUGAUUUGGCCCAAAUUCCGGAAAAUUCCAGUGCAGACAUGAACGUUCCGCGGCAACCGCAUCCCUCCUUUGCCGAAACCACUUACACCAUUGUGGAGGAAGAGGAUGCCUUCGAGUACAUACUAGACAACAAGGAACUGCACAACUUUGCACUGCAAAUUGCAAAUGGAAUGCGGUUCCUGGAAGAGCAGGAAAUAACGCACCGGGACCUGGCUGCGCGAAAUGUCCUAAUUGACAGCAACAAAACCCUGAAAAUAUCCGAUUUCGGUCUUUCCCGACACGGAAUUUAUACGAACACAAGGACGCGAAAGCUCCCGCUUCGCUGGCUGUCCAUCGAGGCCAUUCGCGACAAUGUCUACUCCAGCAAGAGCGACAUCUGGGCCUAUGGGGUGGUGCUCUGGGAGAUCGGGACUCUGGGGGCCUCUCCAUAUCCGACGAUCAGCAACAGCGAGCUGAUCCCGUUCCUGAUGGCGGGCAACCGUCUGGAGCGGCCGGAGAUCUGCACACCGCAGGUCUACACCAUCAUGCUGCAAUGUUGGCUUGAGGAGCCAGAGGAGCGACCCACCUUCGACGCCCUGUACAGGGUGCUCAGUCCAAAGACCACCUACGUGGACAUCAAUAGCCUGAGCGAUGAUUACGUCUUUCCGCCGAUUAGCGAGAAUAGGGAAUAAACCAAGUCCAAUAAGUUCACUCUACUUCUAGACGUCCUCCAUCGAUAAUUGUUAAAAGUUUAUUGCUGUCCCUAAACGUCUUAAUUCGAUAAUUGUUACAAGUGUAUUAUGGUAUUCGACUAUUCCUACUGUACAAAUAUCUCCGUCUGUGUGUGCAUAAUGCAGAGUUCAAAAUGUGCCGGAACAAAGUUUUCAAUUAAGUACAAGCUUAGUUAGUGGUUAGUCAGUAAGCUUUAGAGUGUCGGCUAAGUUAAGGAUAC
Molecule: messenger RNA, 2833 nt
Organism: Drosophila takahashii
Lineage: Eukaryota; Metazoa; Arthropoda; Insecta; Diptera; Drosophilidae
Product: fibroblast growth factor receptor 3
Biological process (GO): protein phosphorylation; cell surface receptor protein tyrosine kinase signaling pathway; positive regulation of kinase activity
Cellular component (GO): plasma membrane; signaling receptor complex
Molecular function (GO): ATP binding; transmembrane receptor protein tyrosine kinase activity
Source: RefSeq, a predicted model, not a curated record